UCUGCAUGUCAUCAAACAAUGAAAGCAGUGGUUGGAUUUAUGGUGAUUCUCCUGGGGGUGUCUCAUGGUGUGGAAACUCACUGUGAUGGCAGACAGGAUGGAGCUCAGUGUUAUGGAGCUUUGGGAGGAACUGUGGACAUCCAGCUGAUGGACAGCACCUCAGAAAUACCUAGAUACCAACUGUUAAAGAAUUUGUUAAAAAUACUAGAUGUGAGAGAGAAAAUGAUUCUCUCUAAUACCAUAAAACAUAGAUCUGUCUUUUUUCCUAGUAAUGGAACAUUUAGGAUCAAUAACCUGAGCAGGACAGACAGUGGUAAAUAUACCUUUCAAACCUUUGAUUCAGAUGGAACAUCAUCAGGCGAGCGGAUUUUGCAGUUGUUUUUUCAAGCUCCUGUGUUCUCUGUCCUGCUGGUCUCUGAGUGUCUGUCCCAGGGAGAGAUGAGGGUGUCCUGCUCCUCUGAGGGAGGGGACAGUCCUCAGUACAGCUGGACUCUGGAUGGACGCACACUGACAGAUGCUGAGCUCCUUCCUGGAAAUAUUAAGACUAACAUCAUCACUCUGAAACAGCACGUCUCAGGACAUCUGGUCUGCUCAGUCAAAAACCUUGUUAGUAAAGUCUCCAAAGAACAGAGGAUAUCUAUCUGUGGCUUCAUUUUCAUCAACUGCACUUCAGUCAAUGGGACACAAGUAUCAGGGUGGGUGUAUGAAGCCAAUAACACCCUGUGCAUUGAACCAACAAGUGAACCUACCACAACCACACAAACUGCAAUGGGACAUUUGCCACUGAUCAGCGGUGUUCUGUCAACACUUAUAAUUUUCUUAGUUGUAGUUGGAACAGCAAUCUGUGCUCAACGGAAAAAGCAAAACAGCAAAGCAAAAGCCACCCCUCCUUCUUGCUACUCUGCAGAGGAAGAAAAUGACCAGGAAGAAAUCUUUGCUGAUCUCAGGGUCGUGAAACAGCAGGCGAAACAACUGGAGAAAAGAGCGGAGCUAGAGUUUGGCCAAGUCAAGUAUUCAAAGCGUCCUUGGCAGACUGAACCAACAGGAGAUGAUUGUUUGUAUGUUAACGUCCAUAAAUUCAGGUGAUUUAAGUGUUCAGUGCUUCUACACAGACUGCAUCACUGAAGAUCCAUGGAGAGAAGAGCUGAUGUUAAAAUGCCUGAAGGUCUUUUAUUUAAUGUGAUUUCCCACCAGAAAAAUGUAAAAAGCUAAUACUUACUGAUUUAUUUUACUUUCAUCUGUAUUAUACCAAAGGGAUACACAUGUAUUCUUUUAUGAUCUCUUGAUUUACA
Messenger RNA from Pelmatolapia mariae (spotted tilapia), 1292 nucleotides. RefSeq names its product T-cell surface antigen CD2-like. The transcript has 6 exons. NCBI's taxonomy places the organism in Eukaryota, Metazoa, Chordata, Actinopteri, Cichliformes, Cichlidae. Bases 19 to 1086 code for a protein of 355 amino acids. The record is from RefSeq and is a predicted model, not a curated record.